Molecule: messenger RNA, 588 nt
Organism: Peronospora matthiolae
Lineage: Eukaryota; Oomycota; Peronosporomycetes; Peronosporales; Peronosporaceae
Source: the annotation of a GenBank genome assembly
AUGGGCAACGCAUACACGAUUGAUCUGCCCCGUAAGAUGCGUACGCAUCCUACGUUUUACGUCGGUCGUCUCUGCCCGUACUAUCAGUACGAGCCCGUUUCGAGAUGCGAAGAACACCUCCACGGUCGAGAGCCAAGACUACCCUCAAGUGGUCCCGUUUCAGCGAGCCAGUCUGGUCGACUAGCGAAGCUACCUGUUCACGCAGCUCUGCGAUGUCUCGACGAGCAGCAGCCAGCUCAUCACGAAGAGAAUGAGUCGAAUGUUCGUUCUCAAGUUGCGCAAACGCAAAAGCGGCACGAUCGUCCGAACGAUCGUGCGUUAGGGAAUUUAAAUUAUCCCUCACAAGAUCUUCAAGCCCAUAGCGCCGAGAUCGUUAAUGAGCCAGGUCAUCUUGCAACUGUUCCGUUAGACGGUUCAGCUCUUGAACAUCAAGCUGAUUCGACCCUCGAGCCGGAUCAGGUGUUCCCAACGCCAUCACAUCCUUUGGUGGACUCAAGCGGUGGUCAACGCUUCCGAGUGGAGCAUACUUUGAGCCACCGCGAUGUGAAUGGCGUCCGGACAAGUUACCUUGUCCGCUGGCGUGGCUAG